This is a messenger RNA of Erinaceus europaeus (western European hedgehog), 765 nucleotides long. Its product is annotated as guanine nucleotide exchange factor subunit RIC1-like. The record is from RefSeq and is a predicted model, not a curated record. The transcript has 3 exons. The annotation marks the transcript as partial. NCBI's taxonomy places the organism in Eukaryota, Metazoa, Chordata, Mammalia, Eulipotyphla, Erinaceidae.
AAAGUUGUCUACCCACUCAUCCAUUUAUUCAUCCAUCCAUCCAUCAUCCAUCUAUUCAUCCAUUUAUUCAUUCAUCCAUCCAUCCACCCAUCCACCCAUACCACUUAUCCAUCCAUUUAUACAUCCAUUUAUCCAUCCAUCCAUCCAUUCACCCACUUAUUCACCCAUCCACCCAUCUAUCCAUCCCAUUUAUCCAACCAUCCUUCCAUCCACCAUCCAUCCAUAUAUCCAUCGGUUUAUCCAUCCAUUCAUCCACUUAUUCACCUAUCCACCCAUCCAACCAUCCCACUUAUCCAUCCAUCCAUCCACCCAUCCAUCCCAUUUAUCCAUCCAUUCAUCCAUUUAUUCAUUCAUCCAUCCAUCCUUCCAUCCACCCAUCCACCCAUCCCAUUUAUCCAUCCAUCCAUCCACCCAUCCAUCCAUCCAUCCAUCCAUUUAUCCAUCCAUCCAUUUAUUCAUCCAUCCAUUUAUUCAUCCAUCCAUUUAUUCAUCCAUCCAUUUAUUCAUCCAUCCAUUUAUCCAUCCAUCCAUCCAUCCAUCCAUCCAUCCAUCCAUUUAUCCAUCCAUCCAUUUAUCCAUCCAUCCAUUUAUCCAUCCAUCCAUUUAUCCAUCCAUCCAUUUAUUCAUCCAUCCAUUUAUCCAUCCAUCCAUCCAUUUAUCCAUCCAUUCAUCCAUCCAUCCAUCCAUCCAUCCAUCCAUCCAUCCAUCCAUCCAUCCAUCCAUCCAUCCUCUUUGUUGCUUAUGUCCUUUCAGACACCAAGUUGA